UCUUAUUUACUGCACACAUGAUUCAAAAUGGCGGUGUAUUCAACUUUAGCAACGGCAAAAUAAUCGAGGAUGUCAAGCCCAUCCAGUGAAUCAGAUGUGUCCUCAUCAAGAAGGCCUUACACUAGGUCGCGAUCACGUGGAAAAAGACAACUGCCUUCAGUGCCAUCACAUAGUAGAAGGACUUCAGCGAGAGUGGAUAAUCUUACCUCUACUCUUCAGGAUACUACCAGGAACCUGAAGGCAGUGGAUCGGAUGCUGGAUGACUACAGGGAGGUAUCUCAGAGACAGGGGUCUGCCAUAGACAGGCUUCGAAGUGAUCUGACCAGAACUACUGAUCAGUUGAGGGAAGAAAGGUUGCGGUCAGCAACAUUGACCAGUCAACCCACACUGAGGGCAAGUGACCUUGAGGAAGGCUAUGAAGAAAGAAGAAGAGAACCAACAACUCCACUUAGAGAUUACAGGCGCUCGGUCAGUGACACAGAUUACCCAACCAGACGGAGGCGCCAGAGAGGGAGGUCUACGGUUCGAUUCCUAGACGAUGAGGAUGCAGCAGAUCACCUCCAUGAACUUCACCAGUCUCUGCGGGACAUCACUAGUGACCAGGCACGACUGGGGGAGGAUAUGAACAGGGAGAUACUCAGGAGAAACAGAAGUGAAGCAGAGAACAGGAGGGCCUUCAGUGAACUUUCACAGAGUCUGAGACAACAAAUUGCAGAACCAGUGGGCAGAAAUGUUGACAGAAAGCUGGAUGAUCUCCGCAGUGAGUUGAGAUCUGAGAGGAAAUACCUGGACAGGAGGCAAGAGGAAGUGGGGCAGAUAUCCUCUGAUCUUAAACAAGCACUGGAAGAACAAAGAAUUCUGCAAAAAAUCCAACAACAGCAGCAGCAGCAAUCUAGAAGUCCACAAAGAUUACGUUCCUCCACUUCAGAAGAAUCUCAUCUCAGGGGUCAGCUGGCCAGGGCAGAAUCACAAAAAACUCAGAUUGAAUCUGAACUCCAGGAUGUCAGACGACGUCUUGAUCAGUCAGAAGGAGGACGGAAUGCUCUUGUGCAACAGGUAGAUGAAUUGCGCACACAACUGGCAAGAGCAGAUGAAGAGCGUUCUUUCCAUAAGUCUCAGCUUGAACUGCAGCAGAGAGAAUCUGAGGAGAGAGAUAGAAGAAAAAGAAAAACAUUGGAAGAAGAAAGAGAAAGGGAGAGAAGAGAACUAGAGAGAGAGAUCCAAGACUUGAGAGGGCAGCUAAGUAGAUCCACUGGAGCAGAUGAAAUUGAUGAGCUCCGGAGAACUCUUGGCAAAAGUGAGAGACAAAGGCAGCAGUUAACAGAUCAUUUAGAGGUGCUUACCAAAGAUUUGGAGAGUAAAGACAAAAAUGCAGCCAAGCUUGUCAACCAGCUCAGGGAGGCCUCUGAGAAAAAUGACUCUCUAGAAAAACAAAAACAUCAGACUUUGAUUCAGUUAGAGGAGUCAUUAAAAAAACUGAGAGAUGUGACACAAGAUGCUGAACAGUAUCAAUCUGACCUGUGGAAAUCAGAGCAGAAACUGACUGAAAGUGAGAGAAAAAAGGAGGAACUCAAAUCUAGGGCACAGGAGAAUAUCAAAUUUAUGGCUGAGUCUCGGAUGUUAUGUAGAAUAUUUGAGAUGAAAAGCGUGAAAAUUGAAUUUGAACUCCAGGAUGUCAGACGGCGUCUUGAUCAGUCAGAAGGAGGACGGAAUGCUCUUGUGCAACAGGUAGAUGAGUUGCGCACACAACUGGCAAGAGCAGAUGAAGAGCGUUCUUUCCAUAAGUCUCAGCUUGAACUGCAACAGAGAGAAUCGGAGGAGAGAGAUAGGAGAAAAAGAAAAACAUUGGAAGAAGAAAAAGAAAGGGAGAGAAGAGAACUAGAGAGAGAGAUCCAAGACUUGAGAGGGCAGCUAAGUAGAUCCACUGGAGCAGAUGAAAUUGAUGAGCUCUGGAGAACUCUUGGCAAGAGUGAGAGACAAAGGCAGCAGUUAACAGACCAUUUAGAGGUGCUUACCAAAGAUUUGGAGAGUAAAGACAAAAAUACAGCCAAGCUUGUCAACCAGCUCAGGGAGGCCUCUGAGAAAAAUGACUCUCUAGAAAAACAAAAACAUCAGACUUUGAUUCAGUUAGAGGAGUCAUUAAAAAAACUGAGAGAUGUGACACAAGAUGCUGAACAGUAUCAAUCUGACCUGUGGAAAUCAGAGCAGAAACUGACUGAAAGUGAGAGAAAAAAGGAGGAACUCAAAUCUAGGGCACAGGAGAAUAUCAAAUUAUGGAAAGCCAAGUGUAAACGCCUCGAGAAGGAGGUAGAGCAGCAGAAAAGCAGCGCAGAACAGAUGUCAGAGAGAAAUGAGAGGCUGACCAAGGAACUGGAGGGCACCAGAUCUCAGGCUAAUACAGGGAGCAACCAGGUACAGAACCUCAGGAGGGAGAUGGCGGACAUUUUGGAAAUCAGAGCUCAGCAGGAUGAAAAAUUAAGACUGCGAGACCUAGAGGUGGAGCAGCUGAAAGGUCAGAAUCAAGAGCUGGCUCAGGAGCUAAGAGAAGCAAGGCAUGUGAUAGAUAGGUUUGAAGGUGAGCUUCAGUCUCUUCAGUCCAGGCACAGUAAGGUCAGUGAAGACAAUGCCAGGCUUGACCAACAACUGUCCUCAUCACAAGCGGCACAUAUGGUGGCACAGGAUAGAAUUCAGGAAUUACAGCAAGAAGUUAAGGAUAUUGACAGGCAGCGUAUAGAGUUGGGCACUCAGCUGGCAGAGGAAUCCACACAGAGGCAGAUGCUGGAGGAAAGACUUGCUGAGUUCCGGCACAGUGAAGCACUAGCCAGGCAAGAGAUAGACUCCUUGUCCAGGCAGAUUAGAGAGGAAAAAGAAAGUCACAUCCAUCUUGUGGAACAGCUUAAAGGUGAACUAGAAGACUGCAAGAGCAGGGAAAUGAAAACCACACAGGAUCUAAACAGGAAGAUAAAACGUGAUCAAACUGAGCAUGAGGCAGAAAUACAGGGGCUUAAGAUUUCUAUUUCUGAAGAAAAGUCCCAGGUGAAGCUAGCUAAACGACAAGAAGAAAAAUUUAAGGCAGAAUUGGAGAGACUGCAUGAGGAACUAGUGAGACUUGAAGAGGAGAAUGCCAAGGUGAAGCGCCAGUACCAGAGAGCUAAACAGGAAUAUGAAUCAAAAGCUCAGACUGCAGAUGAGGAGAGUAUAAGAGUGCGGCGACUAGAAGAAGAGUUAGUUCAGGUUAAGGAUAUCAGCAGGAAGCUUGAGAGAGAGCUAGAGGACCUCCUGCAUACCAUGAGCACAGAGCUGGACUCCCUGGUGGAUGUGGCCUCCCAGGACUGUGUAGAGAAAUACAGGGCACUUUCUCCAGUGAAGCAGUCAACAGGUGGCACCAGUGUACACAAGUGGCUGGCAGAGUGGAAAAGCAAGAUCCAAUGGCUGCGUGCAGAGAUUCGUGAUCGCAUGGAUCGAGAGCGCAAGAUGCGUAGAGAGGUGAAGGAGUCCCUUGAGACCAGCGAGGCAGACAGACGGUUUUUCACGUCUGAGAUCAGGAAACAGAGAGACGUGAUUGACAGACUGGACUCUAAAAACCAAAAUAUUGCCAAGAAAGAGAGAGAAAAGGCAGAGAUAGUGUCAGAGCUGGAGGAGAAAGUGCUGGACCUCACUGACCACUUGGAUGACCAGAGGGAAAAGGAACUUCAGACCAGAUUGGAAAUGGAAACACUGCUGGAUCAGAUGCAGGGAAUGAAGGAGUCGGACAGAGAGAGGCAAAGGAUACAUGAACGAUACGCCAGACUCCAAGGCACUCUUACCUCAUUGAGAAGUGAACUUGAUGAAAAGCCAAGCAGCUUCCAUACUAAAGAGAAGGCAGCAGCAGCUGGCACUUCUAAACCAAGGGGCAGUCCAAGACACACUGCCAAGAAAAGAGUUAGAAUAGAAACCCCUCCAACUCGUGACAUGGGUAUAAGCUCACAGCAGUACCAAAGAGACACUAGAGAACUCCUCGUUGAUGAAAGAGGAGACGGAGAAUGGUCUUCCACAAGGCAGGAUGUGAGAAAAUCCUUGCCACAGCACAGCAGAAGUAGGCGUGCUUUCUCUCCAACAAGGGAUUCUCGGGCUCAGGACCGCACACAAAUUGGGACGUCUCACCAAAGAGAUCGUUCCCCGCUUCCAGACACACCUCUCAAACAAACUGACCUCAUUUCCACUGACCUUGGUAUUAGAAAUGGGUCAAGGUCGAUGACUGGUCAAGAGGAAAGCACAAAUGCCCCAAGGUCCAAGUCCCCUCCGCCUCUUGCCUUAUCUGAUGAGGACUUCCUGAAGAAAUUUGUGCCAAAAUCUCCAAAAUUGACUGACAACGAUUUUGAAGAUUAUUUAUGAUUAUUAGAAGAUAGCAAGGAUUUUUAGCCUAAUCAAUAUCUUUUUUAUGGGUGUAUUUUGUACAAGCAUUUGUAUGCAUAUGAAUGAUACAUUUUUUAAAAAUCUUUUUAGAAUGAAGUAUAUUAUUGGUAUGUUAAUGUUGAUAUUUUACAAGAAAGUAAGAGAUAGCUAGAAGUAGAUAGAACAUACAUAAUGGCACAGUAUAAAUUAAUAAUUUCAUUCAUUCAUUAACUUAUUAUUUUUAUCAUUAUUAAUUAAUUGAUUAAAUUUUUUUCUUGUCGUUUUUUAAAGCCGUAUUCAGAUGAUUCCUGUUGCAAGUUCCAGUAGGAUAUUUGUCUUGAUUAUUUCUAUGUGGGGACUUUAACUUACAGUCACUAGUAUGUUACAUCAACCCCAAUUGAUUAACUAAUUUAUUUUAAAAUAUUUAUGCAAUUAUUAGUUUUCACAAUAUUAUGAAUAAACACUUUUCUGUUUUCAUAACAGAGCACAUGGAAGUUUCCUCAGGCAUUCCUUCAUCCAUUCUUUCUGGAAGCAACUAUUGUGUUGAUAUGUAAUUUUUUAAGAAAGGAUCUAAGAAAUUCUGGUGACUUUAAAUGGUUGUGAUAUCUUACCAUACUUAUAUAAAUUGUAAAACAUGAAAUGCAUUUUACAAAAUCAAAAGUAACUUGAUGAUCCAUCAGUUAAUUGUUGUCUUUCCCUGGUCACUAGGAUCAUGCAGUAUUACAUUAUUAGUUUUUGAAGCUUAGGUGCAUCAAUAUUUUGUAUUUUUCUACAAAUAAUCAUUUUGAUAUUGAUGAAAUAAUAAUAAAGCACGCUGUCUCAUG
Messenger RNA from Lingula anatina, 5198 nucleotides. RefSeq lists its product as uncharacterized. Gene Ontology annotation, cellular component: spindle pole; centriole. Lineage: Eukaryota; Metazoa; Brachiopoda; Lingulata; Lingulida; Lingulidae. The record is from RefSeq and is a predicted model, not a curated record.